Messenger RNA from Oryzias melastigma (Indian medaka), 4415 nucleotides. RefSeq names its product sodium- and chloride-dependent GABA transporter ine. The transcript is spliced from 13 exons. Gene Ontology annotation, cellular component: membrane. Bases 1190 to 2998 code for a protein of 602 amino acids. The record is from RefSeq and is a predicted model, not a curated record. Lineage: Eukaryota; Metazoa; Chordata; Actinopteri; Beloniformes; Adrianichthyidae. Gene Ontology annotation, biological process: sodium ion transmembrane transport.
AAAGAAUCGGGGAAAAAAUAUUGGAAUUGAAUCAAAUUAAUUAUGGAAAUUAUUGGCGACACCCAGCCCUAUAGGUGUAACCUCACACAUGUUAAAGCUGCCUUGGUCACAUCUUUGUUUGUAACCGAGCAAGAAUAGUUCAACGUGUCGAGAAAGUGUGGCGUACUUUGCUUGUAGAUCACUUCAAAUAAGGUAAUAUGUGUAACAGAAACAUCAAUUAAAUGGUUUACCUGAAGCUGGAGAAGAAUUUAUAGAUCAAGUUUUUCAUCUACAUUUGUCUCCUGGCCUUUCUGUAUGAGUAUUGACUACAUUGUAGGCCCCGCCUCUAAAAAAAUAAACCAAUUACACAACAGCACUGCUGGCAAUAGUCUUGUUUGUCAAGUUUACUGAUAACACAAGAGAUGUGGCUCAACAGAAGAACCAAAACUGAUAUAAUACAUUUAUAAAAAAUAUAUUUAAGAGCUGUUAAAAAAAAAAAAUUCUGACUGUUAUUGUUUAACCCUCUAACACCUGAUGGUGCUGGUGACCCUGAAAUAACACACACUCUUUGACAUACUGUAACUUAUCAACCAUAAACACGAUCAACAUAAUUAUGUAAGUUACAGAAAAGUUAGAACAUCAAUGCUGGAGCUAAAGGGUUAAUACCGAACCAGUGUGACAUGCCUGUUGAACAGUAAAAUAAACCUCAGAGGAUACAACUUUGCACACAGAAUUCAGCUUGACUCGAGUGCACCAACAGCCUAAUCUAAUCUUUGUAAGGUUUUACGGUUGAUUUUUCUAGAGUUUUGCUUUGUCAUGGUUUACAAAUCUCUAUACUCACUGUUAGUUAUUUAUUUGCUGUCCAUGAAAAACAUUUCCUUCUGUUUUUUAUCUGACAACCGCACAACAAAUUGUGCAGCAUUAGUUACAAAAAUGUUUCAAUUUUUGUUAAAAUAGAUUUUUUUGGAUUUUAUUUUUUUUACUCUAAUGUCAGAAGAUUAUCUAAUCACUUUAAUUACAAAUUUAGCAAAUUACUUUAACCUUUGUUCACUUUACAUGUUUGAAAACUACAAAUCUGUGGAUUUUUAUGGUACCUAUUAAGUCCAGAAAACUAUUUCCUCAGUGAGUGCUGCACAUGCUCAAGUGUUUCUUCUCAGGUAAUCAUUACGGGUAAUAAAAUGGGAGGUUAUAUCACCCCGGAGUGAUUUAAAUGACAGUCAGCCUCCCUAAGUUUGGGCCCAGACAGGCAACAUCAGUGCAGCAGGGGGCAGACAUGGAUCCACAGCUCAGCAGACCCACAUGGAGCAAGCAGAUAGAGUUCACCCUGGCCGGCAUCGGCUGUGCCGUGGGUCUGGGAAACGUGUGGAGGUUCCCUUACCUCUGCUACAGGAGCGGUGGAGGUGCCUUCCUGGUGCCGUACCUGCUCAUGCUGGUGGUGCUGGGGAUCCCUCUGCUCUACAUGGAGCUGACUGUGGGGCAGUACACCAGGAGAGGGCCCGUGCACGCUCUGGCAACUGUUUGCCCUCUGUUCAAAGGAGUGGGCAUAGCAUCAGUGGCCAUCGCAUUCAUCAUGUGCACCUACUAUAACGUCAUCAUCACCUGGGCCCUGUUUUAUCUUUUCCACUCCUUCCAAUCCCCGCUACCGUGGCAGAGCUGCAACAACACCUGGAACACGCCGAACUGCUCUGAUCACGCCACCAACAGCAGCUACACCUCCACAGCGAGCCAGGAGUUCUUCCAGUAUGAGAUGCUUGAGCAAACCAGUGGAGUAGAAGAAACUGGAACACUGCGCUGGCAGCUUUUCCUCAUCCUCAUCCUGGCCUGGAUCCUCAUUUACUUUUGCAUCUUCAAGGGGGUGAAAUCUACAGGGAAGGUGGUCUACUUCACUGCUCUGUUCCCGUACGUCAUCCUGAUCGCCCUGCUGAUCAAUAAUGUGCAGCUUCCUGGUGCAAUAGACGGGAUCAACUUCUUUAUUCUUCCAGAGUGGGACAAGCUGCGCUCUGUGGAGGUGUGGGUGAACGCAGCAGCUCAAAUCUUUAACUCCAUCGGCAUCGGCUUCGGCUCCCUCAUGGCCAUGUCCAGCUAUAACACCUUUAACAACAACGUUUUGAAGGACACUCUCACCAUAGCCAUCAUCAAUUCCGUCACCAGCAUCCUGGCCGGGUUCGUCAUUUUCUCUGCCUUUGGAUAUAUGUCUUACCUGCAGGGCAUUCCUGUCAACGAACUGGCUGUAGACGGUCCAGGAUUGGUUUUUGUUGUUUACCCACAAGCCUUUGCCAACAUGCCAGCGCCGCAGGUCUGGGCUGUGCUGUUCUUCUUCAUGCUGCUUUGUCUUGGACUCGACAGUGAGUUUGCGAUGGUCGAGGUGAUGGUCACCAGUCUCAUGGAUGAAUACUAUAAAAAACUGAUUGGCAUUUUCAAGCGGAAGGAACUCUUUGUUUUAGCGAUUUGUGCCAUGGCCUUCCUUCUGGGCAUACCUUGUGUCAUGCAGGUGGGAAUCUACGUCUUCCAGCUGAUGGAUCAUUACACUGCCAUCGUGUCCAUCAUGUUCCUCGCAUUAUUUGAGAUUAUUGCCACCUGUUGGCUCUACGGAGUGAAGCGGCUCUCUGAGAACCUCGUUGAGAUGACUGGAAGAGGAGCCAACAUCUUCUUCAGAGUGUGCUGGCUGGUCGUUGCCCCUGUGCUCGUCGCUGUCAUCCUGAUUUUCUCCAUCAUUCAGUUCAGACCAGCUCGCUAUGAGGACUACGUCUUCCCUCCGUGGGCUCAGGGGGUCGGCUGGGUGAUCGCUCUGGGCUCCAUCAUCUGGAUCCCUCUGGGUGCCAUCCACACCCUGUGGGUGCUCCCGGGCUCCCCCAUGCAGAAACUAAAGCUGUCCAUCACUCCGUACGCCCUGGAUGAGCAAUCCAAAAUGCCGUAUUAUGAGAGGGGGGGGACCGGCGGACAAGUCGUGGAAACCAUAAGUUCAAGCAUGAGGUCAACCGAGAAACCCACUGAGAAAUCCACUGAGACAAACUUCUAACACUUCAGUGUCACUUGGUUCAAUUUAACUGUGAAUCUAACAGACCCAAAAUUCUACACAAAUUUAACAAAAGUUUGUUACAAAAAUGGGGAGAAACAGAUGUUUGCAAUGUUUAGCAUGUAAAGGGGAAACUUUAAAGCAUCAAAUUUAGUGGAUCGUGUUGGUUUUUGUUUGUAUUUGUCUGGUGGCUUAAAGCAAUCAGAGUAUCCUAUCCUACAAAUGUUUUAUUAAUAUUUUCUUUUAAACUAAAUAAGCUCUCAACAUACAACCACUUAGAGUUUGUAAAGCUACUUAGGCAUGUGCCAAUACUUUUAGUAGCAUCUAUCAUUAUUUCCCUUCAUAGGAAAUAAAUGUAACCACACUUGAAAUGUGCAUCCAUAACCACUAAAGCUAAUGGGAUUUAAUGGCUACUAACGGUCACAUUUUGAGCCCAAGAUGUAUCAAAUUUGGCCCAAUAGCACCAACAUAUUUAUUAUCCCACCUCAAAUAAAUACAAUUAUUUUUCCUGUUGUACCUUAGAUCAGGGGUGUCCAAACUUUUUGAAGAGGGUGAAAUGUGGUGAGGUGAAAGUAUGUGAGGGCCAACCACGUUGAAUCCUUAUGAGAAACAUUACAUGCAAAUUAAUUCCACAAUGCAAUGGGAUACCUUUCAUUCCUUCACAUAAAACAGAAUUAUACCUAAAUGCAGUUUUACCAAAAUUACUGUGAAUUUCACAUUUGAUGACCAGAGAUAAAACAAAGAAAAAGUCUGAAAAUAAACUUUUAUCAACAGUAAACUCUAAAUAAAUAUAUAAAUAUAAACAUAAACUCUAAAUAUAAAUCAACAGGAAAUAACACAUGCAGUUAUCUUGGUCACCGCUGUGGUUUUAUAAAUAAAUGUUUUCCUUUCAUUUGGCCUUUAAGUCUCUGAAGGUUAAACAGGUUUCAAUAUGGCUUCCAACGUAGUUUAGCCAAUCACAAUCAAGUUUUUUGGACAUGCUUGCCUUAGAUGUUUAAAAAAUGCUUUGAAAAAGAAUUGCACACCCUUAGUUCAACUGAACGAUCUGGUGUUAACAAAGUUGAUACAUGGAUGAGUUAAGCAUUUAGCAAGUUCAAACUGUUGCAUUGUGAUUGACCUAUAGGUGGCACUGCAAUAUUAUUUAGUUUUUGAUCAACAAAUUUACAAAUUACAUUUAAAACGACCUCCUUAGUGAGUAUUUUAGGUCUUACAAAACGAGUUCUCUAGUGUGUGGUUACGUAUGUAAAGUUUUACACUUUUGGGUUUUUUGUUUAAAAAGUUAUGAUUAUCUAUUUAUUGAGAUUACUUGAAACGUUUGAUUUGUCACUGCCUACUUUCCCUUAUUUUCUGCCAUGUUGGAUUUUUUUCUUUUGUAAAACAGACUUUUGGCUCCUAUUAAACAUGCUUUAACCAAUCUUUA